This is a messenger RNA of Trichoplusia ni (cabbage looper), 3073 nucleotides long. Its product is annotated as DDB1- and CUL4-associated factor 8. The coding region runs from base 211 to 2238 and encodes 675 amino acids. Gene Ontology annotation, molecular function: protein binding. The record is from RefSeq and is a predicted model, not a curated record. Gene Ontology annotation, cellular component: Cul4-RING E3 ubiquitin ligase complex; cytoplasm. NCBI's taxonomy places the organism in Eukaryota, Metazoa, Arthropoda, Insecta, Lepidoptera, Noctuidae. The transcript has 11 exons.
CUAGUAACACCAUUAUUUGUGUCCUUGUUCUUGUUGCCAAAAUCGCCAAAAUUUAGGAAAAAAUCCUCCAUUGAAUCCCAGAAUCCGUAUUGAAACAGUUUAUUCGUAAAAAUUAAGUGUUUAAAUUUGCUGGAAUUCUAUUGCGUAGCAAUUUUCACUUUCAAUUUCUACAUAGUUCUACUGUACAAUAUAAUUUCAACGUAAGCAGCGAUGGAAGAUAAUUCUUCGAGCGAUGACGAAAUUCCAUAUUCUCCUACCAGUCCCAAAUUUGGUGGAAAGAAACUUAAACUAAACGAUGGAAGUUCACAGGACAGUUUCAAAGAAACAGUUGGAUCGGCGAGUAAAGAUGAAAAUGUCGACAGUGGAGUGUCUGCGGAUAAGUCUGAGAGUACAAGUAGCGAUGACCGAGGAGCUGCGGCAUCUGAGGGUCCAUCCAACGAGGUUGUUAAUGCAGCACCGUCAGGCAGCAAUGUUCGGACCAUACUUUUGAACCUCAGACGUCCUAAAUGGGGCAGGAAUUACAGGAAAAGGAAGACACCCGACAGAGACACGGAUAGCAAUGCAUCGUCACGGGAUUCUGAUGACCUGUCAGCUGAGGAAACUGCCCCUACAGCACAGAGAAAUGAUAGUAAUUCUGAAACUGAGAGUGAUGAUUUGAGGAGGCUGGCUGAGUUCCUAAGUCCCGAGUCCGAUGAUACAGACAGUGGAUCAUCAAGCUCAUCAGACGGUAACGACAGCUAUGAAUCAGAUAACCUGAUAGACAUACAUUCGGGAGAUACCGACACCGAUGACGAGGCAGCAAUAAACAGAUCCAACGAGGAUAAUGAUGAUGGAGAGGAGAAAGGCAAAAAACCCAGUGUGCUGCUGAAAACGCGGCCUAAACACAGUUAUUUAUUACUUAGAGAAAUAAUAAAUCGUGAGAUGGGGCUGACAUUUCCCUGCGGCAAGACCGCGAAAGACGAUGUCUUGUUCGAGCAAAGAUUCUACGGGUCACUGCACGCGAUAUACAGAAUGAAAAAACUACAUAAUCUUAACAAACAUAGAGGCUGUGUUAAUUCCAUAAAUUUUCACCCAGAAGGACACCUCCUAGCGUCAGGGUCGGACGACACGAAUGUGGUGGUGUGGGACUGGGCCCGCAACACAGCCAUACAGACGAUCAAGACGGGCCACAAGUCCAAUGUGUUUCAGAGCAAGUUCCUAUACCUUAAUGCUAAGAGUCAGUUAAAUAUCGUCACGUGUGCUAGAGAUGGUCAGGUGCGCCUGCUGCAGUGCCACCCGAGCGGCGGGUCCACGGUGUCGCGGCGGCGGCUGGCGUCACACGCGCGCGCCGCGCACAAGCUGCACGUGUGCGCCGCCGAGCCGCACCUCGUGCUGUCCGCCGGAGAGGACGGGCUCGUCAUGCAGUGCGACGUGCGCGCAGAGCACGCCUCCAGGCUGUUCCAAGUGAAGGACCGCAGCGUGAUCGUCCCGCUGUACAGCGUGUCGGGGCACCCGCGCGACCCGCGCGAGCUGGUGGUGGCGGGGCGCGACAAGUUCGUGCGCCUGUACGACACGCGCAAGGCCGCGCGCCCGCGAGCCAUGUACUGUCCCGCCUUCUUCAACGAUCACGCCGGUAACGUGAAGAAAAAAGUCCGGUUGUCAAUGAUGCACCUGACAUGUGCAGUGUACAACCACGAUGGCACGGAGAUACUUGGCUCAUAUAACGACGAGGACAUUUAUUUAUUUGAUACUCAAAACGACGUUUAUGACAAAGACAACACAAACGAGUUAAAAGAAGGUUUCACACAUCGGUACAGCGGUCACAGGAACAGCGCAACAUUCAAAGGCGUCGCGUUCUUCGGACCUAAGAGCGAGUUCGUCGUGUCCGGGUCAGACUGCUCCUAUAUAUACAUGUGGGAUAAGAAGUCCGAGGCCAUUGUACAGUGGCUGCAAGGCGAUAUGAAUGGAGUUGUGAACUGUAUAGAAGCUCACCCGCGGUGUCCUGUCCUGGCCACGAGCGGGCUCGACAAAGAUGUCAAGAUCUGGAUACCGAAGAGUCAGAGCGAUCCUAAUUAUGACGGAUUAGAAAGGGUGGUCCGUGAGAACAGCGUGUCCGCGCUGCGCAGCCCGCUGUUCAACGACUUCCUGCCGACGCUGUACAGCGCGUGGCGCGGCGAGAGCCGGCUGUUCUCGGACGACGCCGCGGCGCCGCACGACAACAACAUCGAGUUCGACGGCAACGUCUGCACCACCUUCUAGGGCCCGCUCAGCCGGCCCGCGCGCCCAGCCACGCGGCCGACACGCCGCUAGGGCCACGCGAUGCUCUGUUGUUGUUUUUGUUUAGUUCUUGGUUUCAUUAUUUGGUCAGUGUUGUAGGGUAGAAUAGAGCGAGGCGAUGUGCUCUCAGCUUCAAUGUCAACAUUAGUUUGACAGUAGUAUGGGAAGUGAUUUUGGAAAAUAUUACUGUAUGUAUCGCAAAUCGUAGGAAUAUCACGACGUGAUUUCAUUGUUUGUGCAUACGAUUGUAUAUUAUUCGAAUAAGGCUAGAAAUAAACGGCUGGAAAAUGAACAACUUAAGAUGUGAUUAACAUGACGAUUAUCUAUGUUUGGAUUUGGAGAAAGACACUGCAAUGUCACCGUUAUAACUCAUAGUUGAAGUACUCAGUGAUUCGGUAAACCUAGGAACCAUACGGUCACACUAUUGAGAACGUUCUAGAAUAACACCUGUCCUAGAACAGCAGAAAAUGAAGAUGACUUACUCAUUGUGUGAUUUAGACUGACGAUAUUUUGUACAUUCAAUUUAAAUUUGUAACGCAUUCUUGUGGCCGAAUAAAUGUUUACGACGCUUCAAGACGCAAGGCGACUAAAUAAACACAGACAUAAAUAUGGCGUGUUAGAGCUUAUAAUUAAAAGAAACUUAGUCAUAGCAUCAUUGCCGUUAAUCCGCCAUUUCUGUGUAAACCCGUUUUCUAGAAUAACACUGCAUUUGAACUAGACUCGUUAUUACAUCUAGGAAUUAAAAGUUUUAUCUUCUGUCAUCGCAGUUUAGUUGUACUGUAAAAUGUAAUGCCAAACAUACACAUGUGUAAUAUUA